AUGAGAGAACUAAAGGUUUUAAAUCUUACAGUUGCAUAUGAUUCUGAGAGGAUUAUUUCCUUGUAUGCUCUUACGUUCUUGCCAAAACUUCGUGCUCUGCAUUUGGAGAAUUUUAAGGACUUUUCGUUCCUUGGAAACCUUAAGACACUUGAGAUUCUAAGUUUGCAUGGUUGGAGAUCUGAGAAUUUGACAAAUGAAUUAGGGAGGUUGGAAAAUCUAAAGAUAUUGGAUCUAACCAAAUGUAUAUUUUCCUUGAGCUUUCCCUCUAAUGUCAUUCGAAGGUUGUCUCAGCUAGAGGAGUUGUAUCUACCAGAAUUAGGAAUUGAGAUAAGUAGUGAUACCUUUCUCGAGAUAAAUUUUUUAACCAGAUUAACCAGUCUAUCUCUUGGGAUAUCUUUUCUACAUUUUCCACCAGACUUUGAAUUUCCUAAAUUGGAAAAAUACAAAAUAUGCUUAAGUCGUGAAAGGGGCAUUUUAAGCUUGAUGUUAGACGGAGCAAGAUCCUUGAAAAUUGAGCAAGUGUUUCCUUACAAUGAAGUUUCCCAAUUACUUGGGAAUUUAGAGUGUCUUCAAGUGUCAGAUAUCAAAGAUGAGUAUGUAAAAUGCUUAACUAAUAGAACACAACAAAAGGUGCCGGUACCAAUGAUCUUACGAAGCCUAAAACAAGUGAGAAUUGAACGCUGCAACACUAUAAAAGUGGUAUUUCAAAUGGAGGAGGUGGAAGAGAAUGAAGCUCCGUUCCUUUCAAAUUUAAAGAUUUUACAUCUUAAAGGGUUGCCAUAUUUGAGUUGCAUAUGGGAAUUGCCAACCCAACAUGUAAGACUUGAAAGCUUAGUUGAAUUGACUAUAGAACGGUGCUCACGUUUGAAAUCACUCUUUUCACUUUCUCUUGGUCAAAGUCUCAUACUCUUAGAAAAACUUGACAUAAGCUUCUGUGAUGAAUUGACGCAAAUAGUGGCAGAACUGGAAGAAAUUUCAUCGACCAUCAAUUCUCAUACAUCUUUGUGCUUCCCAAAGUUAACCAUGCUCAGAAUAUCUAAUUGUGAUGGUUUGGAGUAUAUUUUUCCAACGUCGCUGGCACCACAAGGGCUUCAGGGAUUGACUCUUACGAUAAGGGAUUGCCCUCAACUAAAACAAGUGUUCAGAGUUGCCAAAGGCAAUAUGCUCCAACACCAGCAGUGCUUGAUAUCGUUAUUGUCCUUUUCAGUGUCAGGAUGCCCUCAAUUAACUGAUUCGGUUGUUCAUUUAGAAGCUGAGAAAGUUUCCAUUGAGGCUGUUCGAUUAUCAGCAUUCAAGGAAUGGUUCAAAACUUCAAAACAGCUUAAAGUAAAAGCAAUUAAGGAUCAUAAUCUGGUUCCAGAAGCUAAUGAAGAUGGACUAAAUGGAGUAACUUCACUUCAACUUCGGGAUUGCUUGUAUCUUGAAUGCUUGGUUGAUACCACCACUACUGCAACAAAGAAUGGGCCAACUUCAGCAUUCACUCAUUUGGAGACAUUAUUUAUAGCAGACAUGCUUCGAUUAGAAGCCUUAUGCAAGGGUCAGCCUGCACAAGGUUUCCUCAAAAACUUGAAACAUCUGGAAGUUAGAGAAUGUUCCAAGUUCCAAGUGGUGGAUGAGCUCCUUCAUAACAGAGAAGAAAAUCAAGAGCACCCACUUUCAAAUUUACAAUCUUUGAUUCUCUACGAAUUACCAGAAUUGAGAUGGAUAUUCAAAGGCUCACCCCACUCUUUCACCCUCCAAAGUCUUAAGGUUGUAAACAUAGAUGGCUGCGGAAAAUUGAAAUCCCUGUUUUCAUCUUCCCUUAUUCAAAGCCUAGUGCUUUUAGAACAACUCAAGAUACAAGACUGCCACGAAUUGGUAACUAUUUUCAAUGAUGGUGAAAUAGAAUCAAAGACUUCUUCCCUUCCUCUCCGCUUGCCCAAAUUGAAGACUCUUUUCAUCAAUUGGUGUUCAAAACUGGAAUGUGUUGUGCCAAUCACUUUGGCUCAAGGUCUUCCUGCUCUUGCAUCUCUUUCGGUUUGUGAUUGUCAUGAAUUAAAGCAAGUAUUCGGCAUGCCAAAUGAAAAAGAUGGAGUUCAACACCAUGGUAGCCUGCUCCUUCCAAGUCUACAAGAUCUAAAACUUAUUUCCUUACGAAACUUGACUAGUUUUGUCCCACAAAACUAUAUUGUCAAAGCACCAUCUUUGAAAAGAUUGAAAGCUAAUGAUUGUUCUAAAGUAACGAACCUUCCCAUUCAACAAGCCAACAAUGAGCUGCAGUUAACGUUAAAGGAGAUUGGGUUAUUCGCAUUCAAGGAAUUGCUAUGCAACACAAAAGAUCUUAUUCUCAUAGAUAUUGAGGAUCACAAAAAUCUCGUCCCUGAUCUUGUAGAUUUAGAACAUCUACACGGAUUAAUUUCCCUUACUAUUAAGAACUGGAGGAGCGGUGAAUGCUUGGUUGAUACAUCACAAGCAAUGAUGGAAUUCAAAUGCAAUGACCAACCUCCCAAGUGUUUCUUGCAAAAUCUCAAAAUUUUGAGAGUUUUUCAUUGUGAAAAUUUUUCAAAGAUAUUUCGAGUUAAUGAUGGAAGAGAAUCAAAAGCACGUUACUUGCCAAACUUGAAAUUUGUGGAGAUUAAAAGAUGCCCAAGUUUAGAAUAUGUCUUCCCACAUGCUUCAGUUGGAGGUUUUUCUCAUCUACAAAAAGUACAACUUGUUGAAUUGAGAAAGUUGAGGAGUAUUGUUAGGGGAAACAAUUUUUUGGAAGCACCGACUUCGGAAGUUUUAUAUAUCCAAAAAUGUUCAGCGUUUACAAACUAUACCUUUCAUAAAGAAGUUAAGAAGUGUGUUUCUGUAAAGGAGUUGACCUUUGCUAUGGAAGAUAUAGACGGUGAAGAUGUCAAGUCAUGCAAUAUGGUAAACACUCAGUUGGGGCAAAAAUCAUCAGAUUUCAAAAAUAUAACUUUAGGGACUUCUGAACAAUUGGAUCUUUUUAAUGUGGUUAGGUUGCGAGAGGUUGCAACCAAUCUUAGAGAACUAACUAUUCACAACUGUAAUAAUUUGACAUACAUCUUUCCAGUGAUGUUCAUUCAAAAUUUAUCACAAUUAAGCUUUCUAAAGAUACAGUCAUGUGAGAACUUGAAGGAAAUAAUUGGAAGUGAUGACAUUUUGGCAUCUUCAUCAUCAGCACAAGGUCCUCAGUUGGAGAUGAAAAUGGUAUUCCCUCGGUUAAAGCAAAUAGUACUUAACUAUUUGUCAAAGCUCGAGAGCUUCAGCCCUGUGGGUUAUCAUCUGGAAUUCCCAUGUUUGGAUUUGCUUGAUAUUAGUCAAUGUCCCAAGCUGAUCACAAGUUUCAGUGCAGAUUAUUUAACGUUGAUUGUGCAUGCUAAAACUGAUGAGCUCACUGAACCCCGAUUCUCGACAGGAUUUGAUAUGACACAAGAUUGGUUGCAGAUGCAAUCAGAUGAGCCUGGAGCAGUUUCUGGUGUUGCUGGUUCAUGUUGGUCAAAGUUGCCCGUGGGAUGGGUGAAGUGCAAUAUUAAUGCCACGUUAUGUAUUGAGGAGAAUGCUGCAGGCUGGUCUGCUAUAGCCCGUGAUGCAAAGGGUCAUGUUAAUCCAAUGAUGGCCCCAAAAUUUGCUGAAUUAUACGCAGUAAAAUUUAAUGUAAGUGGAGUGCCUAACGAGUACGAAGCCGGGUGUGGAGGGGUGCUAAGAGAUGUGGAUGGGGUGGCAAGGGCAUUAUUUUUGGGUCCAAUUGCUGCAAAGGACUCCAUUGCAGCCGAGGUUGGAGUUAUCAUCAUUGCUUUGGAUGUGUAUUUAGUAAUGGGCUUGAAAGGUAAAGGCUCUCUAGUAAUUGAGAUUGGAUCAAAUGAGAUGUUUAGUUGGAUUGAGAACAAAAGGCUGAGACCAUUCAUACUGCAAUCUAUCUUCAAGGAUAUCAAAAACAGAAUGGAUAGAGUAGGUAAUGUUUCCUUCUCGAAGGCUGAGAAGCACAAAAAUGAUUUAGCCUUUGCUUUGGCAUUAGCUGGAACAAAAAGGCCUAGAAUGUUUAAGGCAUGGUGGUUAAUAUAUCAUGAGCGAUGUAGCUGA
Gossypium arboreum is the source of this 4068-nucleotide messenger RNA. RefSeq lists its product as uncharacterized. Gene Ontology annotation, molecular function: RNA-DNA hybrid ribonuclease activity; nucleic acid binding. The coding region runs from base 1 to 4068 and encodes 1355 amino acids. The transcript is spliced from 7 exons. Lineage: Eukaryota; Viridiplantae; Streptophyta; Magnoliopsida; Malvales; Malvaceae. The record is from RefSeq and is a predicted model, not a curated record.